Molecule: messenger RNA, 2029 nt
Organism: Phodopus roborovskii (desert hamster)
Lineage: Eukaryota; Metazoa; Chordata; Mammalia; Rodentia; Cricetidae
Product: zinc finger protein 501-like
Exons: 3
Coding region: 1-1170 (389 amino acids)
Source: RefSeq, a predicted model, not a curated record
AUGGUUUUGGAGCUACGUGUUGGAGCUGUUACCUUCAUCACAAAAGACACAACUAGAGACAGUGAUGUCCGUUCUCCUAAAGUCACAGUGGAGAGGAAAUUCUUCCUUUCAAUGUUGGACUCGGGGAGCCCCGAGUCCGGAAUCAUCAAGGAAGAACCGGCCGGGUUCGGGGACCUGAAAACUCCGGAGCCGCAGUCUCCGCGCGGGGCGGCCUGGGAAAGUCACAGUCAGCAGCGCAGUGGCGGGAACCGCAGCCCGGCGGCCCUGGAACCUCCCAGAAGUCAUAGGAGAAUACAUACAGGAGACAAACCUUAUAAAUGUAGUGAAUGUGACAAAUACUUUACCCGUGGUUCAGCUCUUACAAGACAUCAGAAGAUUCACACAGGACUGAAACCUUACAAAUGUAGUGAAUGUGACAAAUCCUUUACAAGGAAAUUCUAUCUUAGAACUCAUCAGAGAAUGCAUACUGGAGAGAAACCUUACAAAUGUAGUGAAUGUGACAAAUACUUUACUCAUGCCUCAGAUCUUAGAAGACAUCAGAAAAUUCAUACAGGAGAGAAACUUUACAAAUGUAGUGAAUGUGAGAAUCUCUUUAUCUGUGUCUCUCAUCUUAGAAGUCAUCAGAGAAUACAUACAGGAGAGAAACCUUACAAAUGUAUUCAAUGUGAGAAAUCCUUUAGUCAUAGUUCAGACCUUAGAAGACACCAGAAAAGUCAUACAGGAGAGAAACCUUACAAAUGUAGUGAAUGUGACAAAUCCUUUACAAGGAAAUUCUAUCUUAGAACUCAUCAGAGAAUCCAUACUGGAGAGAAACCUUAUAAAUGUAGUGAAUGUGACAAAUACUUUACCCAUGCCUCAGAUCUUAGAAGACAUCAGAAAAUUCAUACAGGAGAUAAACCCUACAAGUGUAGUGAAUGUGACAAAUCCUUUACCCAGAAAAGCAGUCUUACAACUCACCAGAGAAUUCAUACAGGAGAGAGACCUUAUAAGUGUAGUGAAUGUGACAAAUCCUUUGUGAGUAAAUUCUAUCUCAGAACUCAUCAGAGAAUACAUACAGGAGAGAAACCUUACAAAUGUAGUGAAUGUGACAAAUUCUUUACGAGAAAAUUUUAUCUCAGAACUCAUCAGAGAAUACAUACAGUAGAGAAACCUUACAAAUGUAGUGAAUGAAGCAAAUCCUUUACCAACAGCUCCGUGAGAAAUUUUAUAAAUGUAGUGAACGUGACAUAGUGUUUACCGAGAAAUGCAAUCUUGGAGCUCAUCAGAGAAUCCAUUCAGGAGAAAAGCCUUACCAAUGUAGUAAAUGUAAGAAAUCUUUCAUCCAGAAAGCCAACUGAAGAACACAUCAAAGAAUUCAUAUGAGAGACUCUUUACAAAUAUAAUGUAUGCAGAGUAGUCUUUACCUGCUUUCCAAGUCUAAGAAAUCACCCGAAAAUUCAUAACUGGAAUUAAAAUUUUCCAUAGGAAAUUAUAAGGAUAGUCUUUAUCCAAGCUCUGUUCUUAGCUACACUUGAUGCAUCAUACUAGAGAAUCAUUUUGAACAUGAGAAACUUGUAAAAACCUUUAAUAGUGUUUACUCUUGCAAAACGAGGUUAUGUUAAUGCAAAUUCUGAAAAUGUGACAAUGUAGGAGAAUUUUCAUUAACUUUUUACUUGUUCAUCCUCAAAUACUUCAUAAUGAAGAAACCUGAGGAACAUGCUAUUGUGUAACAGUUUCCUAGAGACUCAGUUGAUCCACUCUGAAGGGAAGCUAAAUAAGGCAGGACAUAGAGCUUGAAGGUCUAAAGAGCUUCAAGACAUCCCAGAAACUAGCAAGAUUCAUUAUGUUUCACUCAAGUGAAGAGAUUCAGACAAAUCAUGCCACUUAGAAGAGGAUUCGUCAACUUAACUCAUCAGGACUGGAUGCUCUUUAACCUGUAGAUAUGCCUAUGGGUGCUCUGGGUACAUAACAUUCACUAGGUGUAUGCCAUGGAUUUUAAUGAUGGAAACCAUCUUUAUGUACCUUUUGCUCUAUAGUCCUGUAAGGCAAA